Molecule: messenger RNA, 630 nt
Organism: Alternaria ventricosa
Lineage: Eukaryota; Fungi; Ascomycota; Dothideomycetes; Pleosporales; Pleosporaceae
Exons: 1
Coding region: 1-630 (209 amino acids)
Source: RefSeq, a predicted model, not a curated record
AUGGCCUCCCUCCAAGACCUCGCGAACCCGCCCACCGACGCCGAAACCCUCGAACUCUUCACGCCCAGCACAGAAGCCAUUGCCGAGAUAGAACGAAGCAUAUUCGAGCAUCCCCUCACAAAGUCGUUAUUGGCGGACCCCAAAUACAUUGCUUCGCGGCCGCAUCUCAAGAUACCGGAGGGACUGAGGGCACAGAACCUGACAGGAGGCACACUCCUCGGGCCAGACAAAAUCGCCGUUCCCCCGAUUCAAUUCAGCACAGCCGACGGCUCUGAAUUCGUAUCUUUGCAAUACCUGGGUGAAGCGCUGUGCGGCCACCCCGGUAUCGUCCACGGCGGUCUGCUAGCCACACUCCUCGACGAAGGACUAGCACGAUGCUGCUUCCCCGCGCUGCCGAACAAAGUGGGUGUGACGGCGAGUUUGAAGAUCGAUUACAAGGCACCGUGUAUGGCGGGGCAGAUUGUUGUGUUAAGGGCGGAGACGACAAAGGUUGAGGGCAGGAAGGCGUGGGUCAAGGGACGGUUGAUGACGCUGGGGAGUGGGGAGAAGGAGGGUGUUGUGUUGACGGAGGCGGAGGCGCUGUUUAUUGAGCCGAGGCAGGCGGCGCAGAUGAAGAGGGUUGUUAAUUAG